UUAAUAGCUUUAUUGAAUAAUUUAGAGUUUACUCUACUUGAGCUUGCUUCACACCCUUCAUUGUGAUAUACUUUGAGAGCUCCUGAUCUCCUACAUAGCAUUUUGGGUUAGCUCUUCAAAGCUUUGGAGGGUAACAAGUCUUCACUAUUUCUUUUUCUUUAGUUGAGCGUAAUGUUUAGGGAGACUGCUAAUGUCUUGCUUCAAAGAGGGAUUUACCUUAUUCUCUUCUACCUUAAAAACAGUAUGGUUUACUCUUCUUUAUUGAUAAAAAAACUUAGCUUUAUCCUCUUCAACCCUAAUUGGUGAUGCUUCUUUCCAGCUUCUUGGAAGGGAAGGAGUGAUCUAUCGCUUAUGCAUGAAUUCUUCUGUCCCUUCUUGCUGCUGAGUGACUUCUCAGCCAUAUUGGUAAAGAUUCUCUGAGCUCUUGAUCAAUCAAGAAGAGACCUCCUCAUUGAGCUAGUCUUCUGAGAGAUUCUCAUCAACUGGGCUUUUAAGUGAGAUUUCACAUUUAAUAUAU
Moneuplotes crassus is the source of this 517-nucleotide messenger RNA. The record is from the annotation of a GenBank genome assembly. NCBI's taxonomy places the organism in Eukaryota, Ciliophora, Spirotrichea, Euplotida, Euplotidae.